Molecule: messenger RNA, 2063 nt
Organism: Gymnodraco acuticeps
Lineage: Eukaryota; Metazoa; Chordata; Actinopteri; Perciformes; Bathydraconidae
Gene: ccdc151
Product: coiled-coil domain containing 151
Exons: 13
Coding region: 89-1738 (549 amino acids)
Biological process (GO): outer dynein arm assembly; cilium movement
Cellular component (GO): cilium
Source: RefSeq, a predicted model, not a curated record
AGUCUUCGUGCAGGUCAAGCUAGGCUAACGCCGACUGUUGUCAGGUUGUAUUUGUUGCCUACCUGCACAACAAUAACUCAGCACCAACAUGCCGUUCAGUGCCGACUCAAUGAAACCUCCGCUGCAUGACCAAAUAACGGAGAUGCAGCGUAAAAUACAACUUCUUGAGGGCGACAGAACUGCGUACUAUGAGAGCUCUCAGUCCACUAUCAAGAAGAACCGAGAAACCAUCCGCCAGCUGAGGCAGGACAACAAGAGGCUGUGCAGGAAAAUGGCAGAAGUAAACGCUGGGGAUGCAACUAUCAUCAAAGUGGCCUUUCAGAACAGAGGGUUUGAGAAGGAUGCCUACCGCAACAUGUCAGGGAAGGCAGCCCUGACCACGCUCGACCAGAGAGUGCUGUCCAAGACGAAGCGUCUCAACGCCCUUAAACACACCACCCAGACCUUCCAGUGCCGCCUGGAUGAGCUGAAGAAGGAAUACCAGAGGAGUAAACCAGAGGGCAGCAGUGGAGCAGUGUCUGCCGACGCUAGAGCUCGGAAAAAAGAGGAAGAUGCCAUGAAACUGCGGGCGCUGGAGAACAGUCUGGAAAAGACUCAGUUUAAGUGCAAGGAGGCCGAGAACAUCAUGAUUAACUAUCAAAAGCUCAAAAGUCACCUGCAGGAUGAGAGUCUGACAUUCCAGGGCCAGCUGGACAGUCUGGAGGCAGAGAUCCUGAAGCACAGAGAGGAGCUUCACGACAUGCAGAUCAUGAACAGCAACGCUCAGCUCUCCAAGGAAGCUGCUAAGGCUGACUUGCAGCAGCUGGAGGAAUGUCUCUGCAAGGAGCGCAAGGAGAGAGAGCGUAUUAUAGCAAGCUACAGGAAGAAGGUAGAGGAGCGCAAGGCCCAGGCUGAAAAAACCGAUAGAAGGGCUCAGAGAACAGCAAUGCAGCCCGACGAGCUGAGCAGCGAGGCUCAGCGCAGCAGCCCCAGGAUAGCAGGCGAACAGGAGAAGGUCAUCUCCACUUUUGAGGAGGCAUUCCGACGCAUCAAGGAGGCCACGGGAGUCACAGACAUACAGGAGAUAGUGGAGCGCUUCAUCUCACAGAAGGAGACACACCAGCAUCUGGAGAAGCUGAAGGGAGAGAACGAGACGGUGCUGCAGCAGCUGAAGGAGCAGAAGGAGCUCCUGGACCAACAGUUCCAGGACAUGAAAUACUCGGGAGAGGCUGAACUCUCGAGUGACAGACAGUCGCUGGAGGAGUGUGAGCUGCAGCUGCAGGCUCAGCAGCAGAGGUGUGAUGCAGAUAAGGAGCGUCUGGAGUGGCUGGUGAAAGCCCUCAGUACUGUGCAAGCCGGAGUGGAGCACCUCGCAGACAAACUUCAACACAUCACGCUGAGAGAGGACACGGUGUCUGAAGUGUCUCCAGACUCAGAUGAGUUUGUGCUAGUGCUGAUGACCCAGUGUGAGCUGAAGCUGAAGUUGCUGCACGAGGAGCUUCGAGGAAAGGAUGUGUCUGCUAUCAUGAAGGAGAUGGAGGAAGAGGAAUUCUAUGUCAGGAUUGAGGGAAAGCUGCCAGAGUACAACACCCGCGUCAAGCUGCCUGAGGACCAGAGGCUGGACUUCUUCAAUGACGAGGACGACAGUGAAGAGGACGAGGCUGACGUCAUGUCUCGCGAGGCACUGAAGCGCCAGUCUCAGAUGAUCAUUGAGUCCAAGUCCAAGAAGAAGCCCUGGAAGAAGAAGGGCAAAUUCUGAUCGCUUCAGUGUCAGGACUCAGGUUUCAAAUCGCUAUAUUAAUGUUUCACCGCUCAAGUGAAAAUUAUUAUGUGUUGCUACAAAUCUUUGACAAAUACAAAUGAGAUGAUAUAUUUUUAGAAAUGAAUUAUUAGCCCAAUUAAAAAGCUCUACGAUGAUUUUUGUUUAAAUAUAUGUUAGUACCUUUGAAAUAUGUUGUGUAAGUGUGUGUUUUGACAACAGUAAGGUUCUCUGUUGUUACACAAACGAUUGGUCCUUUGCUUCUAUUCCCAGUGCACAAGUCCACACUCUGCAUGGUAACCUAAUAAAGAAAAUACAAAUAUUG